AUGAAGUUUUCAACAAUCGCUAUCAUCUCCACCUUCGCCUCUGUAGCCACCGCUGCCGCGUUUGACAAGAGACAAGAGACACUCGAUAUCAAAUCUGCAGCUGCAACUAACCUCAAUCUCAACCUCGUCACUUCGGACGUUUCAAUGAAAGUCGGAUUGGCCAAUAGCGUUCUCGCUACGGUGUCUAGAGAUAUCGAUCCAGUUACCGUCGACUUUUUACCGGUCGACUCUGAAUAUAUGGGAUAUGAAAACACCGACGACACAAAGUUUGGUCAUAUUCGCAACACUGAGACACAACAAGCACUCACGGCCAGCUCCCCAGGCGUAGCCCUAGGUCAGACCGUCUACUUUUCAACGAGCAGCACCUCAGAUAACUCAAGCCAACUGCUUCAAUUCUGGCAAAUGGAUGUCGAGAGCAUGGAAGUGAAAUUUCUUGGCAAACCAAAGGAUGGCAAUUACGGUGAAGGUCCACUCACUCCACAGUCACAGAACGAGGGUGAUAAUUUGGCAAUUGCACUGAACAAGGACACCGACGCGAAACUCGUUCUGGAACAGAAGUAG
Molecule: messenger RNA, 561 nt
Organism: Wallemia ichthyophaga EXF-994
Lineage: Eukaryota; Fungi; Basidiomycota; Wallemiomycetes; Wallemiales; Wallemiaceae
Exons: 2
Coding region: 1-561 (186 amino acids)
Source: RefSeq, a predicted model, not a curated record